Protopolystoma xenopodis is the source of this 453-nucleotide messenger RNA. The record is from the annotation of a GenBank genome assembly. NCBI's taxonomy places the organism in Eukaryota, Metazoa, Platyhelminthes, Monogenea, Polystomatidea, Polystomatidae.
AUGACGAAGGAGAGGGAGGUGCACGGGGAGAAGGUGGUGGAAGGAGAAGAAGAGGAGCAGGAGGAGGCCGAGGCGGAUGAGAGGAAAGAGGAGAGCUACACCUGCACGGGGCCCCGGAUCCCCGGAUGCUGCAUUGCUGCUGCCCUGGGCUCGCCGCCGUUCUCCUUCUGGACGCAGGUGUUCGAGUCCUGUCUACCAGCAAGAGGUGAUUGGUCCACGUCGAUGGGCGCGGCGAGCGAUGACGUCUCCGAGACACAAUCGAGCUGGCAGACAGGGGAACCCGACGAUCGGUUUAGAUAUGGCGGCAAAACCUCGUCCUGCCACUUGGUGCGGGUCGGCAUGAAAGGACUCAGCAGCCGAGAGUCCGGUCUGACCGGACUCGACGACGAGCGGGACGAUUGGCUCUCGAAGCGGGUCGAAAAGGCCUAUCAGACCUACAGUGAGGCGAGUUGA